AUGCUGCUGCAUGCAAGUUCCCUCUUCAACCUGAGCGUGUUAGGCUACUCAGCUGCCUUCAUCUUAGAUUCGCUGAUUGUUCAAACUGUCUACCAACUCUACUUCCAUCCACUGGCAUUUUCUCCCAGCCCACGCCGAGCUGCUAUCUCAACCCUGUGGCUGUACUCCGUUAGUAAGCAAGGCCGACAUGAGACCUUCGAGGGACUGCACAAGAAGUACAACACGCGUUCGCUCCCAAUCGCUCCAAACAAGCUUGACCUCAGCGACUCGACCUCGUAUCAUACCAUGUACUCCCAGCAUCGGACUUUGACGAAGACAACUGACCUGGAGUUGCGCCGCCAGCGGAGGAAGGCCUUGAACUCCUUCUCGAAGUCAUCGAUUCAGUCGAUGCAGCAGAUCCUGUACUCGAAGGUGACCAUCUUUGCAAGCGACUAUCAAAUGCGUGAAUCUAGGUGCCUUACGGUCGACUUCAUCACCCAAGUCGCGUUCGGUAAAUCAUUCGGCCUUCUCACCAAGUCCGGCAGGACUACCUUCACCGCACCGUUUCUCCAAGCCUUCGAUCUGGUCGCAGACGGCCCGGCUCGGUACUUCCACCGUCUCCUCUGCACGACCAAGAACAAUAUCGAUGCUUACAAGAAGCGAAGGACUACGGAGGAGGAACUUGAUCACGAAGUGAUCUUCGACAAGAUAUUGGAUGUAAACGAUACGGAGUUGCUGGCUGAUGCUAUAGAUAUUCUGGCCGCAGGUUUGGAUACGACUGCAAAUACGCUUGCAAUUGCGCUUGAACAGUUGAUCAAGACGCCUGAGCGUUUCGUGAAGCUGAAAGAGAAACUUAAGGAGGCUGUGCUUCGCUACGCGAUGCCGGUUCCCAGGCGCCUUUCGUGUAUAGUUCCCAAAGCAAGUGCCGGUGCGGAUUCACUGGUCGUCGAUGACAAUGUCAUCCCACCUGGUGUUUUGGUAGAUAUCUCCACUUACACAGUGCACUUUGACGAGAAGACCUGGGGCUCUGAUACCAGAGCUUUAAAUUCUGAACGCUGGCUCACUAAUGAUGCAAAGCAUCUGGAGAAGUAUCUUAUUACUUUCUUGAAAGGGGCGAGGCUGGGUCUCGGGAUCAAUCACGCAUAUGCUGAAGCUACUUUGACGCUGGCUAUACUGGCGAGGAGGUUCAGCUUUGGAAGAGAUGAAACGAUGACGGACUCUGAUCUUGAGCAAUUCGACACAUUUACGAUGGGGGUCGGGGGAAGUGGGUUCCGUGCGCACGUCCGCGAAGUCUCUGCAUAG
Molecule: messenger RNA, 1281 nt
Organism: Macroventuria anomochaeta
Lineage: Eukaryota; Fungi; Ascomycota; Dothideomycetes; Pleosporales; Didymellaceae
Product: cytochrome P450
Exons: 7
Coding region: 1-1281 (426 amino acids)
Molecular function (GO): heme binding; iron ion binding; monooxygenase activity
Source: RefSeq, a predicted model, not a curated record